AUGUACUCUCUAUGGUUGGAAUUUAGAGAGCGUGGAGUUGGCCUUCCAGACGGUGUCAUGUGUUUCCCUGGAAGUGAAAUUCCAGAUUGGUUUAACAUUCAAAGUUGUGGAUCUUCUAUAGAGCUACCACAAGGUUCAUUCAAUCAUAAGUUUUUGGGUUUAGUCUUUUGUGCCUUUGUCGGAGUCCAAAAUUAUAAUCAUUCUUACAAAGGUGAUUAUCACAUGCAAAUUGAGUAUGAGUUGCAUUUGAAAUGCGAAGAUGGUUACAAUAGAGUUGCUAAAAAACAAUUUUCGGUUAAUGAACCCAAGAAUAUUGAGUCAGAUCACAUAUUCCUGGGGUAUAAUUGCAAUCAAUUUGAUUUCCGUGAAUUCCCUUGCAAUACGGAGGCCAUUAUCAAUUUCAGUUGCAAUAAGUUUUGUCUUCGUAAAAUUACUAAAGAUACGAAGGACAACAUCAAUUCCCAAGCCAAACUCUAUUUGAAGAAGUGUGGGAUCCGUUUAUUGUACACUCAGGAGUUUGAGGAACCUAUGAAAAGAUCCAGAUGUCCUGUCUUUGGCGAAGAGGAAGAGCAAGAAGAAGUACAGUCUAAGAGAUUGAAACCUUCAAAAUUCUUUAAAGGCGAAUCUGGCUCCAGGUCUGGGGUGCAUCUACUACCACACAAGAAAGAAGGGGAAGAGUUCAGUCCAACUACAAAUGAACCCAUUAGCUUUACUCUUUUUGAUUUGGAUGAAUUCCCUGGAGAUUUUAUUACAUCACCUAUUUCUAUUUCUGAUCCGGAUGAAGACAAUGAUGGAGAUUUGGUCAAAUCACAGCCCUUUACUUCUUUGGAUUUGGAUGAUUUCCCUCAAGAUUCUGUCAGUUCACCUAUUAUUAUUAUCUCUGAUUCGGAUAAAGACAAUGAUGGGUAAAACAUAGUGGAAGGGUCUGCCUUUAUGAUGAAGAUGAAUGACAACCUAAGGAAUUCAAAUUCUUUUGAAUGGGAAAAGCCUAUAUCUUGUACUUUCAUUUUGUGAUCAUAUUGGUAAGUCUGAAUUUCAAUUUCUGGCUCAAAUAUAUCUAUCUAAUUUUGCUCUCAUAUUCAAUAAAUAUUCAGUAAGUUCAGAAGCUGAAUGUUAUUUUCUAAUGAGAAUAAUAAUAUGUAUCAAUAUGAGGAUAUACUGCUUGGAUAAUUAUAGUUAUUUGUUAGUUUAUAUCUACAGUUAGAGAAAUAUUUAAAAUACUGUUUAUUCAUAUUUGCAAUUGUUAGAUAUUGUUUGCAAAAAUUAUCUCAAUUCAUUCAAAGUAUUGCGUCAAACAGUUCAUUUAUACUUUGGAUAAUUCAAAGCCUCUGAGAAAAAGUUAUCACAAUUUUACUAGUGAAACUGAAAAGCUCAAUUUUAUUUGUUCAAUAUGACAUUUUGAUAUGGUUUGGAUUUGAGCUUUGCUUAUAUAUUAUGUUUAAGUAGAAAAACUCAUGAUCCACAAUCUUUGUAUUGAUUACGUGAGAAUGGAAGACGCCAAGGCACUGCUACAAACUGGCACUAA
Molecule: messenger RNA, 1525 nt
Organism: Pistacia vera
Lineage: Eukaryota; Viridiplantae; Streptophyta; Magnoliopsida; Sapindales; Anacardiaceae
Exons: 3
Coding region: 1-909 (302 amino acids)
Source: RefSeq, a predicted model, not a curated record